Molecule: messenger RNA, 1341 nt
Organism: Durusdinium trenchii
Lineage: Eukaryota; Dinophyceae; Suessiales; Symbiodiniaceae
Source: the annotation of a GenBank genome assembly
GCGAAAGGUGCUUGCUUCUUGCAUCGUGAGUAACGAUUUUGUUGGCAGUUAACGGUGCGAUGUCGGAGAAAGCCUUGAAGGGGCUUCACUCUUCCAUUGACUUGGUUGUCAAGGAUCCAGCGCGGAAAGACUAUGCCUUAAAGGCUUUGGCCGUGCACGGCCGUGCGUUGCAGUUCUUAGCGCCCCAGCUGAGGGCUGAUAAGGAGGUGGUGCUGAAAGCUGUGAAGAACGACGGCUGGGCUUUGCAGUGGGCAGACCAGGAGUGUCGAAAGGAUCGGGAGCUGGUGCUGAAGGCCAUGAGCAAGGACGUGCGGUCCUUGCAGUCUCCUGAUGAAAGCAUUCGCUUCGGGCAAAACAACAUCUUGGCGCUGAAGGAGGUCUUGUCAGAUCCGACCUUUGCCCUCGAGGCCUUGAAACAGGAUGGGUUGGCCUACGAAUUCCUGUCGCCGGACUUGAAGCAGGAUCGUGAGUUGGCUCGGGUCGCCGUCACCCAGGACGGCCAUGCCCUCGAGCUGCUUGUGCCCGAGCUCAAACAAGAUCGUUCUUUGGCCUACAAGGCGGUGCAGCAGAAGGGUUCGGCCUUGGAGUUCGUACCACACUUCGCCAACGACCUCAUGCUGGUCUCCGCCGCUGUGAGGAACGAUCCAGGGGCCUUCCACUGGGCCUCCAAGGAGUUGCAAGCGAACCGAGAGGUGUGGCUCCAGGUCUGCCCUGAGCGUUUGGAGCACUGGAAGAACUUGGCUUCGGUCGAGAAGGAGUUGCACCUCGAGGGCACGGUGCUCCGGAUGGCAGAUCCACUCUUGAAGAAGGACCCAGAGAUGAUCUUCCAAGCUGCAGUGCAGAACCGCCAGGUGCUUGAGCAGUUGGACCCAAGCACCUGGCGGAGCAAGGACUUCAUGCUGCGCCUGGCCAGGGAGGACCUCGGUGUGUUGCGCUUCGCCGAGUGGCAGAGCAGAGAGGAUGCCAUGGAGGCAUUGGAGGUGAGCGGCAUGGCUUUGGAGUUCCUGCCAGAGGAGCUGCGAGCCGACAAAGACAUCGUGCUCGAGGCCGUGGGCCACUCCGGCCGUGCGCUGCAGUUCGCCAGCGCCGAGCUGCGCAGCGAUCGGGAGGUGGUGCUGAAAGCCUUAGCCCAGGAGCGCACCGCGCUCCUCUUCGCCGCUGAGCACCUCCGCCGCGACAAGGCAAUCUGGCUCUACGACGGAGAGGAGCCGCCCUUCUUUGAGCCGCCGCCAGAAGAGGAGGCUGAAACUGAAGCUCCUGAAGAAGAAGGGAUUGUGGUGACGGAGUGACCUAGGGCCUAGGGAGCUGACGUUGUGGGUGACCUUGCCAAUAAAUACCGAU